AUGAUAAAAAAAAGGAUAACAAAAUAUACAUUUUUCCCCUUUGAAAAAGAAGCAGAACAAGUAGAUAUUUUCAGCACUGAUAAAUUGAAAGCCAGUUCUACAGAAUUACUUGAAAUCCAACAAGAAGUUCUAAAAAAAUACGUAAACAUCAACCCUAUUUUGGUGCUUAGUGAAUAUCUUAUAGAAGAAUACAAUAAAAAGAAUGAAGACAAGAAAACAAGUGAAUAA
This is a messenger RNA of Plasmodium fragile, 228 nucleotides long. RefSeq lists its product as uncharacterized. Bases 1 to 228 code for a protein of 75 amino acids. The record is from RefSeq and is a predicted model, not a curated record. The transcript has 2 exons. NCBI's taxonomy places the organism in Eukaryota, Apicomplexa, Aconoidasida, Haemosporida, Plasmodiidae.